Molecule: messenger RNA, 1533 nt
Organism: Paramecium tetraurelia
Lineage: Eukaryota; Ciliophora; Oligohymenophorea; Peniculida; Parameciidae
Exons: 3
Biological process (GO): protein modification process
Source: RefSeq, a predicted model, not a curated record
AUGCUUUAAGAAUAAACAAAAUCAUUAAACUCAUAUCCUAAUCUUUAAGUACUUUGCAAAAAGGAUGAAAAGCAAAAGCAAUCUUUGGAAAAAUUGCUUAAACACAAACCUAAUGUAGUUAAGAGUUUGGACAUCUAUGCAUAAAAUAUUGAAGAAUAUUUGAAAGAUCAAAGGAAGAGGAUAGCAUACUUAAAAAAAAGAGAGGAACCUUACUACGAUUCUAGACCAAUCCAAGCUUAUGAUGAGGCACUUAUUAUGUAAUACAAUAGAGUUAAGGCUAAAUAAUUUUAUUUGCAACAAUCACAAAAAAAAUUAUCAUAACACCCAUCUCCUGAGUAACAACGCAAUAGAACACCCUCUAAAUAUUUUGAUAAGAAUUAUACUCCCUUGAAAAGAAAUGAAAGAUUUGAAAUUCCAUCCCUUCAACCUGUCAAUGUUUCACCUCCAAAAGAACUCAAACCCAUCCAAUUCAGAUAUAAUUAUACAAUGUAAGUAAAUGACCCACUCCUUAGAUAAGUUCUAAGUACUCGCUAAUAAUGGUUCGAGGUACCUAAUAGUUCUUUUGCCCAUUUGCAAUGGCUUACUUAACUCCUGGAUUUUAGUUGUCUUACAAAAUAGGAUGCUGUUUCCAAGAGAUAAAUGGUUAAUUUAAUGGAAUUUCAGCAUGAAUGGUCAGCUAAAUCUUAAUUAUACAACAAUCUUUGCUCCAUCUCACCAGAACAAGCAUUAAAGGUCCUACCACCAGGAUUUGUGUUAAAUUUUAAAAUAUCCUAAUGGGUUGAAGAUCUAGAUUUUCUUUAGGAUUAUUUAAUUGCCAAUUUUCCUCAAAAAGACAAACUAUAGAAAUUUCCAUUUUCUGUUUAUGUACCUAAUAAAGGAGGUUAUACAUAUAAUAAACAAAUUUCAAGGCUAAUUCAAGAUAUUCCUAAAUUUUGGAUUUGUAAAUCAUCUGUAGGCUCUGGAGCAAUGCUUAUAGAUGGCAUUGAUUAAUUAUAAACAUUUUUGAAUCAAUAAUACAAAGACUAAAAAGAAUUUGUGGUUUAAUAGUAUAUUACAAAUCCUCUAUUAUAUAAUGGUAAGAAGUUUGAUAUUUAAAUUAAUGUAUUGGUUAAUUAAGAGAAUUAAAUUUAUAUUUCAACAGAACCAACGGGAAGAUGUUGUUCGGUUAAUUACGAUCUCAAUUCGUUAGAUCCUUUUGCUCACACUAAACCAAAAUAAACCAUUUCUCAUCAAAAUUUAGUUGAAUUCUUGAGUUCAUAGGGAAUAACCUUGAAAGAUCUAUUGAAUUAAAUCAAGUCUUCAAUUUCUUUGCUUCCUUGUAAAUUAAAUAGAAGGUAGAGGAAAUACUGUAUGUAAAUUUUUGGUUUCGAUUAUUUACUUGAUGACACUAAGAAAAUUCAUUUAAUAGGAAUAAAUGCAAAUCCAAUUCAUACUUUUGCCGAAUUAGAUGGAGCUUUUAAAUUAACUAUAGAUAAAAUUUUCCCAAUCAAUAAUAAAAGUGAUGAUAAAUCAAUUUGGACUUCCUUAUUAUGA